This is a messenger RNA of Symbiodinium necroappetens, 4863 nucleotides long. The record is from the annotation of a GenBank genome assembly. Lineage: Eukaryota; Dinophyceae; Suessiales; Symbiodiniaceae.
AUGCAACACCCGGGCCUGGGCUGUAGAGGAACUCCUAGUUUGGCUAAAGGCAUCAAGGAAUGCACAAAUGCCGCCUCGUGGCCGAAGCUCGGCGAGGCCAAUGCCCUCGAUGUGAAGACUUGCCGCUUGAUCUUGGCAGAGCUGGAGGCUCGCAGUGAGUUUAUCGGCAGGGCCGAUCGCGAGGCGCUGCUGCUUCUUCUGGCCUUGCACAAGAGCGCGUUCGAUCGCACUGCUGUGGCUCUGGGGCUGCCGCAUCCACUGUAUGACGAGGCUGCCAAGAAGCUGCUGAAGGAGCUGUCGAAGGAUGCUGCUGCUCAGAUCAGCGCUUUGCCCAUGGAGAACUUGUCUCGUCCUGUCUUGGCCAUGGCUCAACUUGGCUCCAUGAGCCGCCGAGCUUUGCACAGCCUUGACGAACGCCUGAAGUCAGGAAGGCUUUUGUCCUUGUCACCCGCUGCCUUCGUGUCGCUCGCCUAUGCUACGCGCUUGGUGCGCGGGCCAGUUCCUCGAGAGGAGUUGCGGCUUCCGCUCUGCCUGGCCUUCGGUGCCCUCCUUCAUGGCAUGGAGCCGAAACAGGUGGCAAGCUGCAUCGAAAGCUUGAAGGGCUACAGCUACAAGGCAUAUCGCCACGUUUUCGAAGCAGCUUAUGCUCGCUUGGCGUCUGCCCUCGAAAGCCAGGCUGCAGGCCUGGGUGACCAGAGGCCAUGGGCCAUCCUGACACCAGCGGAGGCAGCUGCAGCGAUCAAAUCGUUCCCAGAGCUGAAGUUCGAGGAUUCGAGGCUUUUGCUUCGCAUGUUGCGAGCACUGAGCCCAUCCUCUGCGCAAAGCAGUCCAAGGCGCUUGGCAUCCCCCGAGUCUGACGGAGGAGCUGCAUAUCCGCCCACAGAGCCGGUACUUCAACUUCAUCAACCUAUGGGAAUGCUGGGGAGGAUGGGCAUGGUGGAGCUGGUGGACAUCCUUGAGGCCUUCGGCCAACAGGGCCUCAUCGGCUGUGGAGCAGUUGCCGAUGCGAUUGUGGCCAGAUACGGAGCCAAUGGGGGAAGACUGUCACGGCGCAACACAGCCCGAGCUCUGUGGGCCUUGGCGCAGCUUGGAGAACGGGAGACAGAGCUGGUGGAGCUUCUCGUUGCUGAGUUGGAGGGCUGGGAGGUGCAGGACCCUCAUGGCACAGACCUUCGACCACGGCCUGCUUUGGUGGCACUCUGGUCACUCUGCGCACUGAAUCUGGUGCCAAGGGCGGCGGCAAGUGUGGAUUGGCUGCUGACCUUCCUGUGUCGCGAGACGGCUGCGACGCAUGUGUUGGGAAUCCGAAGCCAGGCUUUGCUGCUCUUCGCUUCCCUCGACGCGGUCCGCUUAGUUGUGCCAGGAGUUGCAGCCAGGCACCUGCAAGCUCUGCAGGCGAGCCAUUCUCCUGUGGCAGAGCAGGUGCUGCUGGAAGUCGGGCGUCCAUUGCGGAGUCCGCAGGAGCUGCUGUCGCUCCCGGGUAGUCCGGAGCCGAAGUUGCUCCAGAGCCCCGAGGAUCAGGAGCUCCUCAGCCUCGCCGACUCCGGAGCGAUAGAGGAGGGUGCGACAGACACGACAGACUGCGGAGGUCGCUCUCUACUCGAUGAGCUGGCAAUUCGGUGGGAGAUGGCUCGACGAAAAAAGGAAAGCGAGGGUCUGUCAAAAGCGAAGCAGCUGCUGGGCUCAGUCUUGGCUGCGUUGAAUACGGCGCAGCUGCUGCGAGCUGCUCCGCAUCCAUUGGGCCGUCUCGCAGCCGAGACAGCACGUGGCAGUGGCGGCUUCGAGCUCCGGUGGCCUGCAGGCUGCUACGAUGUGGACUGGGGGCAUCCUUUCUUCCGCCUGGGUAUUCUGGUGCUCUCACAACCGGAUUUUGUCCUGGAGGCCUCUGCAGGCUCCACUUGGAUGACCCCACGACUCCGUGCCUCCCCUCGCUUGCGCGUACAGCAGCUGCGGGAGGAGGGGUGGAGGCUUGUACUCCUUCGUGCAGCAGCAGUAGAUGCUUGGAUCGUGCCAUUCAGUGAAGAUCCAGAUCUUUUCAGCGCGAAAUUACAGGCGCGCGUCGUCCGCGCCAAUGCGCUGUACCCGCUGGAAGUUAGGGCUUUGAAGAAGAGGCUGCGGAGGUCCAUGCGCGACGAGGUGCAUGACAGCGAGCUGCGGGAACAAAUUGUUCAGCAGGUGCUGCAACAAUUGGAUUUCAUUUUUCCGGAUGGACUGGUUUCAGGAGCAGGCAGCGUGGGGCAGCAGGAAGUUGCCAGCAGUGCCGUCCAGCUAGAACAGGGAAAGAAAGAUCGCCAGCACAGCCCAAGUGCCGCCGAAGAAUGUGUCGUCGUUGUCACAGACCUCGAAAUCGACCGUGCCAAGAAAUUUCAACACAUUUCAGCGCUGUGCAAAGAGGGAACAUCUUAUAGUGACAUUGAGGAAAGAGAUGACCGGUCUGGGGGCGGGCUUCCCCCCGAGACGGACCACCUAUUCCAGGUUCCCUGCAUCUUAUCUUUGCUUGAAGAGCUGCUCGAGGCUUCGGGAAGGUCUCCGACAUUCCUGGCCUUGGACUUGAGGAGCAUGGAGAUCUCACGGAUACUGCCGGAGCUUUCCAGCCGGGGCUACGAGCACUUCAAGGUGUCUCGUCGGUCCCUCUUCGGCUGCACGGACGAAGUAUGCGCUGGAGGACCUCUUGGAGAUGAGGCGACAGACUGGCGCCACGGUGUCAUCUGGCGAAAUGCUUCCUCCGUUGCCUCAGACGCUCUGGCCAUCCGACUUUUGCAGGGAAGGUCCUUGGAGCACUUCGUGUUGCACGCAGCCAUGGCCGGCCCAACACGUCGCCUAGGCUUGUGCUUGACGGGCCAACUGCGCAGCCGCAACGGAGUCGCAGACCUUGAGCAGGUCCUACGCCGAUUUGCUAGCUUCGACGUUUUCGCGGUUGUACCUUCUCAGGACUGUGCUCGGGCUUGCGAGGUGCUCGCUCCACUGCGAGCACAGGUCUACGUAUGGCGUGAUGUUGACACUUGCGGCCGCCUUCUUCACCGCUACAUGAGACGCCCUCCUCCUGCGGGCCCUGCACUUGCGGCUUCCCUACGUGACCUGGUGACCCACAGCCAAGCCAAGGUGAGAGAAGUAUCUAUGACCAAAGAAGGCAUGGACAGAUCUUUGAACAUCUGCAUGGUGUCAGACUUCUUUCAUCCUGGCCUGGGGGGCGUUGAGAUGCACAUCUACCAGCUCUCCGAGUGCUUAAUUCAGCGUGGGCACAAGGUCAUCGUGGUGACCCACUUUCGUGGGACUCGACAAGGUGUUCGCUACAUGCGGAAUGGAUUGAAGGUCUACUAUCUUCCUUUCUUGCCUUUCCAUGACAAUUGCACCUUUCCUACGUUCCUAUCGUUUUUUCCACUGAUUCGCAAAGUUCUCAUUCGUGAGCGCAUUGACAUCGUCCAUGGCCACCAAGCUACGUCCAACUUGGCGCACGAGUGCGUGCUCCAUGCGCGGACCAUGGGCUAUCACACCGUGUACACGGACCACUCGCUUUUCGGCUUCGCAGAUGCUGCUUGCAUACACGUCAACAAGCUUUUGAAGUUCUUCCUGACCAACGUCGAGCACUGCAUCUGUGUGUCGCACACAAACCGCGAGAACCUGGUGCUGCGAGCAUCCUUGAAUCCAGCCAAUGUCUCCGUCAUUCCGAAUGCAGUGGACACGAGGCGCUUCACUCCGGACACUUCCAAGAGAGCACCGCGACCGGCUGUGACAGUGGUGGUGGUGAGUCGCCUCACCUAUCGCAAGGGCGUGGACCUCUUAGUGGGUGCCGUGCCGGAGAUUUGCCGGAGGAACCGGGACGUGCGAUGGGUCAUCGGUGGCAGUGGCCCAAAGAGGCUGUUGCUCGAAGAGAUGAUCGAGAGGGAGCCCUUGGCUGACCGAGUGGAGCUUUUGGGAUCGGUUCCGCACGAAGAUGUCCGCAAGGUUCUUGUGAGAGGGGACAUCUUCCUCAACACCUCGCUCACAGAAGCGUUCUGCAUUGCUAUUGUGGAGGCAGCUGCUUGUGGACUGAUGGUCGUGUCGACCAAUGUCGGGGGCAUCCCCGAAGUCCUCCCGCCUCACAUGACCCGCCUGGCUGCUCCGUGCGUGGACGACAUCGUGCAGGCCUUGGAAGAUGCUCUUGGCUCACUCCCUCUGCCGGAGGCAGCUGCGACUUUUCAUGAAGAGGUGCGCGGGAUGUACUCCUGGCUCGACAUUGCAGAGAGGACGGAAAAGGUGUACCGCAAGGUUGUGAAACUUCCGCGAGUUUGCUUGCGUCAGCGUUUGCUGCGCUUCUUGCGGGUUGGACCCGUGUCUGGCAAGCUGUUUCUGCUGCUCGCUGCCCUCGACACGCUUUUGUUCUGGUGCUUGAAGUGGUUCCAUCCAGUGGAGGAGGUGGAGUCCGCUGUGGACGUGCCCCGAUUUCCAGGUUCUGGUGGGGCCGACCUGUUCCGGGUUUCAUAUUGGAGGGUGGCCCGAAUGCGGCUGGACUUGCGCAUCGCGAUCUUCCCGAAGGAUGUGGCGGUCUUUGAUGAGGAGAAUACCAUUUGGGCAUAUGCCAUCCCUGAUCGCCAGUGGAUUGCAAUGCCAGACAGGUUCGCAAUGGGGCCACCUCGGUUGAUGGACGCAUACUUCACCACCUACCGCUGGAUGCUAGACAAAAGAAGCUGGCAACACUACGAUCCAGGAGUUCGCACUGCCUGCGCGCGACGUGGCCACCUCCAGGUGGAGCCGCCUACGGAGAGCGGAAAGCUCGGAGAGCAUCGGCUCCGGGCAUUCGGCAAGCUCUGGCCCUGCCCGGAGCACUCGGCGCGCGGCUUGGCAUAUCCAGGACCGACAUCUUGCGGCAACGUAGGACCUUGA